This is a messenger RNA of Rhipicephalus microplus (southern cattle tick), 2454 nucleotides long. RefSeq lists its product as uncharacterized. The record is from RefSeq and is a predicted model, not a curated record. NCBI's taxonomy places the organism in Eukaryota, Metazoa, Arthropoda, Arachnida, Ixodida, Ixodidae.
AGCGGUUCCCUACCGACGAACGUUGCAGGGUGUAAAGGUGGGCUCAGUGGGCUUGGCAGCACCGUGUUCGGGCGGUUGCUCAUGAAUUUCUACUUUUUCGUCCAGAUCGCCUUGCUGCGGGUGGAUUCCGUCGUUGGCCCGGCGGAACUCUUCCCACCACGGGGAAACAUCGCCGCGCCUGCGCCGGACAGCCCCGUCCACGAAGAACCAUCAUGGAAAGCAGCGCCUCAAGUGCCCCUCCCCUACCAUGUGGUCAACCGAGUGACGUCAGCGGACACGCUUGAGCUUCAGCAUAAAACCCGGAGCCAUCUUCAGCAGUCUUUCAGUGGGCUUGGCAGCACCGUGUUCGGGCGGUUGCUCAUGAAUUUCUACUUUUUCGUCCAGAUCGCCUUGCUGCGGGUGGAUUCCGUCGUUGGCCCGGCGGAACUCUUCCCACCACGGGGAAACAUCGCCGCGCCUGCGCCGGACAGCCCCGUCCACGAAGAACCAUCAUGGAAAGCAGCGCCUCAAGUGCCCCUCCCCUACCAUGUGGUCAACCGAGUGACGUCAGCGGACACGCUUGAGCUUCAGCAUAAAACCCGGAGCCAUCUUCAGCAGUCUUUCAGUGGGCUUGGCAGCACCGUGUUCGGGCGGUUGCUCAUGAAUUUCUACUUUUUCGUCCAGGUGGGUGACAAACAUUCUGUCUGCUCUAUUAGAGACGAUUCGCUCACUUUAGUAGUGCUGCCGGGCCCACAGAGUCUGCUUUCUUCAUUUUGUGAUUGUUUUCUUGUUAUUAGGCUACUGCUGUUAACAUCAGGUGAUGUGGAGUUAAACCCUGGACCCCGCUCAGACUCAGAGUCUGGUUCAGAAGCCACUUUAAAUAGCCAGCUCCUCAAGAAAAUUCUAAAGGAACAAACAAAGACGAAUAAAGUGCUCACUGCUCUUUCUGAAAACUUAAAACACGUAGAAACUACAGUAAGCAACGUACAGGAAAGAUUGACCGCCAUGGAAAAAGAGUUAGCUCGCCUACAGCAAUUUGAGGAUAAACUCGCCGAGCAUGAGGUGAUGACCGUAGAAACAAAUAAACUGGUGCGAGAGCUAUCAGUUAAGGUAGAAGACUUGGAAAACAGGAGCCGCCGGAAUAACAUAAUAAUCUAUGGCGUGGAAGAGGGUGAUAACGAACAAAAUGCAGAUUUACAACAGCGUAUUGUUAAGGGCAUUUUUAAAGACAUCCUCAAGGUGAAUGUUACAUCUGUAGAACGCAUGCACCGAAUCGGCAGGAAAACACAAAAUCGAGAGCGGCCAGUAAUUCUUAAGCUGUACAAUUUCUCUGAAAAAAUGUUAGUCCUUCGUAAUUGCAACAAACUGAAGGGAACAGCGAUAUCGAUAUCCGAAGACUUUUCCGCACGAGUUCGGGACCUGCGCAAAAAGCUAUGGCAAUCAGCAAAGAAAGAUCGGGACAAUGGUGCUAAGGUCACUCUUGUAUUCGAUAAACUAAAGAUAGAUGACGACUUGUACGUAUGGGAUGAAGCAAAAAAUGCAAGAGUUUCCCUGAGAAGGGCACGUCACGAUGGUCGCGCGAAAAGCAACGCGUGACACCCGCAAGCCGCCACACCGUUUUCAUUGGUAUGUUUGAAUGCCCGUAGCAUUGUUAACAAAACUGACAAGCUAGAAGAAUUGUUAUUUUCGUACACUCCUGAUAUUGUCGUGAUAACUGAAACGUGGCUGCACCCAGACAUUCUUGAUUUUGAAAUUGUUCCUUCUUCAUACUGCCUACUUCGGUCAGAUCGUGACGGUCGCGGGGGCGGGGUCGCCAUUGCAAUAAAACGUGGUUUGCAAUAUCGUAGAGAAAAGGGUAUCGCGAAUCACGAAAGCGUUUGGUGCACAAUAUUUGCUCACGAUGCUCCAGUACUGAUCGGUGGCAUCUACAGAAAACCAAAUGCGUCUGAUGAUUACCUUUUACAAAUACAUGACUAUCUGGUUGAUAAGGUUACCCCCCGUACCAAAUUGAUACUUACUGGAGAUUUCAAUCUCGCUAUUGACUGGGAAAACUUAACAAGUACUAGAAAUACCGCCAACAGCGAGCUAUUAUACGAUUUAAUGUUCAAUUUUUCAUUGUCCCAGUUGGUCCAGGAACCAACCCGAAUUCAAGGAAACACUCGCUCCAUACUAGACCUAGCUUUUCUUUCCGAUAAGCUAUCCGGUAAAGCCACUGUAGAAGAUGGAAUAUCUGACCACAAAAUGUUAAUCAUAACUUUUAACCUUGAAUGCUUAAAUACCAAACCCGAUGGCACAAAUUCACGGAUAGCCGUGAAAGACUACACUAGAGCUAAUGAUGUUUGUGUUAUUGAUUACCUCGACACAGCACUAGAGACUUUUUCUCUAGAGGAAUGUGAGGGUGUUAAUGGUAUGUGGAUUCAACUGAAAAAAAUAAUUACGUACUGUGAACAAAAUUUUAUCCCAACGAAACUAAAA